CAUCACCCGACCCCCACCCCCUCACACACACUCCCCAUGACUCCCACGACCUUUUGAACUCCUCCAUUUUCAAUACACUUGAAACCACAGCUCAAUUUCAUCAGCAUUAAGAAUAACAAGUAGAAGAAGAAGAAAGAGAAGGUGAAUUCUGGAAGUUUCUGGAAAGGUAAUGCGAAAAUGGCUACGGCUUACAGAAACGGCACAGUUCCUAAAGGAGCUUUAAAGGUAGAUAGGCCUCUUUCUAUGAAUUCAACUUCCAAAUCUUCUUCUUUCAAAUCCAAAAACUCCGGUCCUGCUCCGGCAUCCGGUAUCCGCCGUAAAAGCACUGGCUCCGUUGCUAACUCUGCUGCUUCCACUAAGGAUGCUACCUCCGUUUCAGGACGUGUUAGAGUUGCAGUAAGACUGCGGCCUCGAAAUGCGGAGGAGAUGGUGGCUGAUGCUGAUUUUGCUGAUUGUGUGGAAUUGCAGCCUGAGCUUAAAAGGCUUAAACUUCGAAGGAACAACUGGGAUUCAGACACCUAUGAAUUCGACGAAGUGCUUACGGAAUUUUCUUCACAAAAGCGUGUAUAUGAAGUAGUGGCCAAGCCUGUCGUUGAGAGUGUUCUGGAUGGUUAUAAUGGAACAAUCAUGGCAUACGGGCAGACGGGGACAGGAAAAACUUACACUCUUGGACGACUUGGAGAAGAGGACACUGCUGAUCGAGGGAUAAUGGUUCGUGCAAUGGAGGAUAUUCUUGCAGAAAUAACCCCAGCAAAUGAUUCUGUUUCUGUCUCUUUUUUUCAGCUUUAUAUGGAGAGUAUUCAGGAUCUCCUAGACCCAGUGAACGACAACAUAUCAAUUGUUGAAGAUCACAAAACUGGUGAUGUUUCUGUACCUGGGGCUACUGCGGUGGAUAUCAGAGAUCAGAAGAGUUUCCUUGAACUCCUUCGCCUGGGCGAAACUCAUCGUUUUGCUGCUAACACUAAAUUAAACACAGAGUCUUCAAGAAGCCAUGCUAUACUGAUGGUACAUGUCGAAAGGUCUGUCAAGGGAAGAGAUUCUGCUAUUUCAUCUGAAAAUGGGAGUACUUCUCACACAGCUAAAGCAUUCAAGCCACCUGUUGUGAGGAAAAGCAAACUAGUUGUUGUGGAUCUUGCUGGUUCUGAGCGCAUAGACAAAUCAGGAAGUGAAGCACAUACACUGGAGGAAGCUAAGUCCAUUAAUCUCUCCUUGAGUGCAUUGGGAAAAUGCAUCAAUGCGUUGGCAGAGAAUAGCGCUCAUGUUCCAGUUCGUGACUCAAAGCUCACAAGGUUGCUUCGAGAUUCAUUUGGAGGUACAGCAAGAACUUCAUUGGUUAUCACGAUCGGUCCAUCUCCACGGCAUCGAGGAGAGACGGCAAGCACCAUAAUGUUUGGACAGAGGGCAAUGAAGGUGGAGAAUAUGUUGAAAAUUAAGGAAGAGUUUGACUACAAAAGUUUGUCCAGAAGGCUUGAAAUACAGCUAGACAAACAAAUUGCAGAACAUGAAAGGCAGCAGAAAGGAUUUCAGGAUGAGAUUGAGAGGAUUGCCCAAGAGGCUCAGAUUCGAAUCACUGAGGCUGAAAAAGGUUAUGCAGAGGCAUUGGAGAGGGAGAGGUUGCAGUACCAGAAAGAUUAUGUGGAUGCAAUAAGCAAGCUAGAGGAGCAAUGGGCAGAAAAUAAACAAAAGCAUGAAAAUGAAAAGGCCAAGUCCUCAAUGCUCUCUGCUUCUAUGGAAGGUNAAGAAGAAAUUGCAGUCCUACAAAGUCAGCUAUUGCAAUUAAGUUUUGAAGCUGAUGAGACAAGGAGAAAUCUUGAUAGAGGAGGGACUGUAAAGCUGCCAGGCACUCUAGAUUCUCCAAUUCCUCCAUUUAUGCAUCAACACCUAGGAGAUUCAGGAGAUGGAGAGAAGGCCUCGAUGGCAAAACUCUUUGAACAAGUGGGUCUCUCAAAGAUAUUGUCAUUGCUUGAAUCAGAAGAUGCUGAUGUGCAGAUUCAUGCAGUAAAAGUUGUGGCAAACCUGGCAGCUGAAGAGGCAAACCAGGAGAAAAUUGUAAAAGCUGGUGGUCUAAAUUCUCUAUUAACUCUUCUUAGAAGCUCCAAUGAUGAGACAAUUCACAGAGUUGCCGCUGGCGCAAUUGCAAAUCUUGCUAUGAACGAGACAAAUCAGGAGCUUAUCAUGUCUCAUGGAGGCAUCAGUUUGUUGUCAGUCACAGCAGCCAAAGCCGAAGAUCCUCAAACCCUUCGCAUGGUUGCUGGGGCCAUUGCUAAUCUCUGUGGAAAUGAAAAGUUACAAGCAAAGCUACGAGGUGAAGGUGGAGUUAAGGCGUUACUAGGAAUGGUCAGAUGCCGGCAUCCUGAUGUUCUGGCUCAAGUUGCUCGUGGAAUUGCUAAUUUUGCAAAAUGUGAAUCAAGAGCAUACACUCAAGGAAGCAAGACUGGGAAGUCUCUCCUUAUUGAAGACGGAACCCUUCCAUGGAUUGUACAGAACGCUAAUAAUGAGGCCUCACCAAUAAGGCGUCAUAUUGAGCUGGCACUCUGCCAUUUGGCUCAACAUGAAGUAAAUGCAAAGGAUAUGAUCAAGGCUGGUGCCUUGUGGGAACUCGUUCGUAUAUCCAGAGAUUGUUCACGAGAUGAUAUAAGGACUCUUGCAUAUCGCACGCUAACUUCCAGCCCAAGUUUCCAGGCGGAACUCAAACGACAGAGGAUAGAUUAUGGUUGAACAUUUCACGUGUUAUCAAGACAAGAUGGUUUCGAAUAUGGAGAUAGUUAUUAACAUAGGUAGCUGAUUCUUUUCACAGAAACGACUGUUUUAUCUUCAAGAGGUGACAUUUGUUUUCAAUCCUAUUAAACUCUCGUUGAGAUUCAGGGAGGGUUACAAGUUUGCAACUAACAGAAACUAGUUAUCUUGUAAAUUUACGUGAAUUAGUAGGUAGGUCUCACUGGAGUAAGACCGCUAUAAAUGUAAAGCUUUGAUUUGUUUAUUCAUAUAUCAAAUGAAGCGUGUAAGAUGUCAUUUGACGUUG
This is a messenger RNA of Nicotiana tabacum (common tobacco), 3022 nucleotides long. Lineage: Eukaryota; Viridiplantae; Streptophyta; Magnoliopsida; Solanales; Solanaceae. The record is from RefSeq and is a predicted model, not a curated record.